Molecule: messenger RNA, 953 nt
Organism: Acinonyx jubatus (cheetah)
Lineage: Eukaryota; Metazoa; Chordata; Mammalia; Carnivora; Felidae
Product: serine protease 1
Exons: 5
Coding region: 119-859 (246 amino acids)
Biological process (GO): proteolysis
Molecular function (GO): serine-type endopeptidase activity
Source: RefSeq, a predicted model, not a curated record
AGUCAAAUCACUUUUCUGGCACCCAUGGCCAUGGGUGUCAAUGACAAACCUGGGGGUAUAAAUACCUAUGGAUGAAAAGCGAUCACCACACUUCUCAGUCCAAAUCCAGUGAGCAACCAUGAAGACUUUCAUCUUCCUUGCUCUCCUGGGAGCUGCUGUGGCUUUCCCCAUUGAUGACGAUGACAAGAUCGUUGGGGGCUACACCUGUCCGAGGAACUCUGUCCCCUACCAGGUGUCCCUGAACUCGGGCUACCACUUCUGUGGCGGCUCCCUCAUCAAUUCCCAGUGGGUGGUGUCUGCGGCUCACUGCUACAAGUCCCGAAUCCAGGUGCGUCUGGGAGAACACAACAUUGCAGUCUCUGAGGGCAGUGAACAAUUCAUCAAUUCGGCCAAGGUCAUCCGCCACCCGAGAUACAAUGCAAACACUAUUGAUAAUGACAUCAUGCUGAUUAAAUUGAGCUCACCUGCCACCCUCAACUCUCGAGUGUCUGCUAUCUCUCUGCCAAGAUCUUGUGCACCUUCUGGUUCCCAGUGCCUCAUCUCUGGCUGGGGAAAUGUCCAGAGCUUUGGGGAAAAUUAUCCCGAUGUCCUGCAGUGUCUGAAAGCUCCCAUACUAACUGACAGUGCUUGCCGUAAAGCCUACCCAGGCCAGAUCACCAGCAACAUGAUCUGUCUGGGCUUCCUGGAAGGCGGAAAGGACUCUUGCCAGGGUGACUCUGGUGGCCCUGUGGUCUGCAACAACCAGCUCCAGGGCAUUGUCUCCUGGGGUGCCGGCUGCGCUCAAAGAGGUAAACCCGGUGUCUACACCAAGGUCUGCAACUAUGUGAGCUGGAUUCAGCAGACCAUCGCUGCCAACUAAGCACAUGGACCUCUCCACACCUUAUCCCGUUAGUCAACCUCGCCUUCCACCUAUGCCUGAAAACAGUAUCUAAAUAAAAAAAUUUUGUCCCACA